Messenger RNA from Triticum urartu, 699 nucleotides. The record is from RefSeq and is a predicted model, not a curated record. Lineage: Eukaryota; Viridiplantae; Streptophyta; Magnoliopsida; Poales; Poaceae.
AUGGGGCACAUGGCGUGCAGAGAAGGUGAUGAAUGCGGACUAGAUACAGAUUGUAAAAUCGAUCCGAGGUCAUUUGUGUUUAAGUACAACAAAUUUCGCAAACCUGAGAUAUUGUGGCCAUCUGAUGAUACUGUGGAGCUACCCUUGCAUUUCAACAUUUCACACACUAGUUCUUUGAUUGCCUGUGGCAUUGCCAUGGAUGCUAAUAUUGGCAUCGAUAUUGAAGAAAAGAAGCGGAAGAAAACCAAGAGUAUUUUAUCUCUUGCUCGUCGUUUUUUUACCCCUUCGGAAACUGAUUAUCUCGCUGAGAUUUCUGAUUCGUAUGCUCAGGAAAAGGAAUUCUUCAAACUAUGGACUCUUAAAGAAGCAUAUGUAAAGGCUCUUGGAUUGGGUUUGUCAAGCGCUCCACUCAAUGGAUUUUCAAUCAAGUUGGAAACAAGCAAGGGAAUUCGGGUUUCUAAGGCAUCAAAAGUAUGUGACGAUUCUAACUCUAGGUGUGAUCAUUUGUCUGAGAAUUGGCUAUUUGCACUCGCAGAGCUAAAUAGUUCUCAUUACAUGGCAGUUUGUAUGGAGGAUGACUCCAGAUGUCAAGGUCCUGAAAAUAGUCCAGCGCUAGUAGGAUUAAAAGUAUGGAAGACUAUACCAUUUGUAGAAGACACACUUGUCUCUGGAACAGAAGCUGUAAAACGUAUUGCUUGA